Messenger RNA from Carassius carassius (crucian carp), 4618 nucleotides. RefSeq names its product protein FAM78B-like. The transcript has 2 exons. Lineage: Eukaryota; Metazoa; Chordata; Actinopteri; Cypriniformes; Cyprinidae. The record is from RefSeq and is a predicted model, not a curated record. The coding region runs from base 875 to 1732 and encodes 285 amino acids.
CACUGCAACUGAACAGCGACCUUAUAAGCACAUGUCUGCGUUAAGAUGCUCUGCUGUUUUUCAUUGGAGGAAUAUAUUUAAAAAUCACUGCGGUAUAUAAUGUUGCAGAGGGAUUGCAUGCGCUGUGUUUAUUAUUAUUAUUAUUAUAUCUUUGUGUUCUCCAUAGAUUUGCAUAGGUGUCUUCACUAUGGAUGUAAGGGAUGGACACGCACAAAGGAGAACACAAAAUUAAUCCAGUGAUGCCCGUGACAGGAAUUGCGUUUUUAAACGAAGCACAACCGAGCCAAGUUUGCAUUGUAAAUCAGAUGCACUGAAUUAUUGGUUGGAUCCGUCUGUGUGUCGCUUCCCCCUUUUCAAAAGGAGCCACAUCAACAAAAUGUUGGGUAGGUCGUUCACCUGGAGAAAAUAUAACCACCAUACACUCUCUAUGCAGCACCGGCUCCCUCUUCAGCACUGACAUGCCCGAGCCCAGCAGAAAAACCAGAAUCAAAGGGCUCAGAGCUACAGCCGGGCACGUAAACUGGAAGGAGGACGGGAAACAGGCGCACACCGGGUGUCCGUAUCGGUGGAGGCCGGAUCACAUCUGCUGGGGACGAGCAUCAAGGGCAGUGCGGCACUCCAGCGCUUCAGGAGCAGGCGAGACGGAUCAUCCACACACUCUCAGCUCCACAACAGCACCGUGUUCCCGUUACACUUCUGCGUCUGUCUCAAAGAUGCGCUAGAGCAACACACGGGCGCUCUGGUAUGCAACAAAACAUGUUUGUCUAGCAGUCAUGCUUUUUAUUGCUGUCACCCAGAGGAUUUAUCUACAAUAUAUUAAGUUGGAAAUGAAAAUGAGGAUCUAUCAGCAAUUCAAGGGAUGUAAAAAGUGCCAAUGAAUAUACUGCUUAAAUAUAUGCUCUUUUUUCUGUCAUUGGCCACAUUGACACCCCUAAUAAGCAGGACCAUGGGUUGCAUUCAGAGCAUCGCCUGCAAGCCCCGCAUCCGACGGGAGAACAUAGUGGUCUAUGAGGUCUCAGCCUCCAUUGACCAAUGCCCGACCAUCAUUGAGGAGAAUUCGCCCAUUGUCCUGCGAUACAAGACCCCGUACUUCAGAGCAUCGGCCGGGGUCGUGAUGCCCCCGGUUCCCAGAAACGAAACAUGGACUGUGGGCUGGAUUCAGGCGUGCACCCAAAUGGAGUUCUUCAAUACAUAUGGUGACAUUGGCAUGUCCAGCUGGGAAUUACCCGAGCUUCGAGAAGGACGGGUGAAGGCCAUAAGUGAUUCUGACGGUGUCAGUUAUCCCUGGUAUGGUAAUACCACCGAAACAGUGACCCUCUCAGGCCCCACGUCUAAGCCAUCCCGGCUAACGGUGAGCAUGAACGACAACUUCUACCCCAGCGUGACUUGGGCGGUGCCCAUCAGCAACAGCAACACGCCCAUGCUCACGCACAUCACCCGAGACCAGAGCUUCAUCACCUGGCUGGUGGCGCUAAACGCAGACACCAAAGAGCGUAUUGUUCUUCAGACGGUGCGCUGGCGUAUGCGCGUAGACAUUGAGGUGGAUCCUUCCAUGCCACUUUGUUCUCGUGCCAAACUGAUGGGACGACCGCACCAAGAACAACCGCAUAUUCUCAGCAACAAUGAACCCAUCCCGCCUAACGCGCUGGGCAGGCCCAAUGCCAACGAUGCCCAGGUGCUGAUGUGGAGGCCCAGGAGAGGACAACCUCUGGUGGUCAUACCACCCAAAUAGGGUUGUCUUAACAGUGCCUAUGGGACACUGAAGACUGCAUGCACUGUUUGGACACUGGAUAUUGGGAUUGCCUUCUGGAUUCCCAGUUUUGUUGGGUUUCUAAAUUCCUCUGAACUAGACUGUCGAGAAGAGAAUUCUCUGUGUGCACCAUUAAGUUUUGCUAUCGUUAAACGCAAAUGACCAGGAGUAACUAGUACUAAAUGUGCCGUUUUGAAUAAACCGCCAAAAUUUAGGGAAUUGUUCACUGAAAAAAAUUCAAAUUUACUACGCCUCAUGUUGUUACAAACUCGUAAGGUUUUAUUUUCUUCUGCGGAACACAAAAGACGAUAUUUUUGUUUUAUACAAUGAAAGCCAAUGGGUCUUUUUAAUAUGACAUAAAUGUAGCAUAACAUCAAUCAGUGCAACUCGAAUGGUAUAUUUGAAGUCCUCUGAAAUAAGAUGAUAACUUUGAAUGAAAAUUCAGUCCUUUAUUCACUCUCAAAUAAAAUCAUUGAUUAAUACAUUCAUACACAGACUACAUAAAAUAUGGUGAAUGUCAUUAUCAUAGUAUGGACAAAAAUAGCUCAAUGCAUUCUUCAAUAUAUCUUCAUUUGUGUUCCUUGGAAGAAAGUAAGUCGAACAGUUUUGGAACAACAUUAGGCUGAGUAAAUGAUUCCAUAUUUUUCAAUUUUGAGUGAACUUUCACUUUAAGAAAACAAUGAUAAUAUUUUUACAAUUAUACGUUUUUUGUUUAGUUUUUUUGGAACAAGGCCCUAAACUUUCAGGACACACGUUAUAUAAUGCAAGAAAGAGAUUGAAUGUUUGAUUCCAUACAAGACAAAAUGAAUUCAGUGGCGUCAAAAGAACCAAGAGAGGUCACCGCAGGUCCAGCAGGAACUCUUUUGCUUUGUAGGACAACCAGCAAAACUCUUUAAAACUUAUAUCAGUCAAUUGAGACUUGUGACUUCAUUUCUAAUGCUAGCAAAUAUCUUUUACCUGCUGUAAGAUGAAAAAGACCACAGAGUGCCAGUUGAGGUGGAGUGUAUAUGGUUAAAUUGAGGAUGCAGUGGGGCCAUUCAUCCAGUCAGACACAUACUGGCAACAGCGAGUCGAUAGGAGUUUGUUUAUGAGUCUGUUUGAGUUUAAGCAGUUGGUGCUGCACCAUAGGCAUUCACCAGAUUAGUCACAUGCCAUACAUACUCCAUCUGUGCCAUUCCACAUCCACGUCUCCCAAGCUGUCUCACUCCGUCCUCUCCCACUGAGACUCCUUGGGUCAUUAUGACACAGAUGAAAUUGAGUUUCCAUUAUGUAUGUCAGGUUUACCUUUCAAGGGAUAAAAAGUAAACAUGAAAAUGAAAAUUCUGUGCUUAAUUACCCAUCUUUGUGUCGUUCCAAAAUCAUCAUGACUUUUUUCUUGUUUGGGACACAGAAGAUAUUUUGAAAAAUGCUUAAAUUUUUGCCCACGCAGUGAAUGGUAGAAGGUUAAAAACAACAUUGCACCUCAGUGAUUUUAUGUACCAAAAAAAGGGGGGAAAAAUCUUCAAAAUAUCUUCUUUUGUGUUUUACAGAAAAAACCGAAGUCAUACAGGUUUGGAAUAGCAUGAAGGUGAGUAAAUUAUGACAGAAUUUUCAUUUUGGGCUGAACUAUAUCUUCUAAGGUCAGUGGCGCUUAAUGUAGCACUUAGCCAACAUUACAAACAAAAUUGUCAAAUAGGUUGCUUUUGAGGGUGACACAAUUACUGACUGAAAUUGAAUGAAAACUGGUCAGAACUUUUGUCUAUGUGAAAUCCCUUGUUGCUACAGUUUUUGAUCUUUCAAAAUAAUGUUUUCGCUACAGAGCUUUUUAAAUACAAACAAUGGAACUAUUGCAAAAUUUUAUAGCAUAAUAAAAUAAAUUGCAGUCUUGGCAUGCAAAGCAAAAUAAUUUAAAAUUAUCUAAAAAGAAAUCAAAAAUUAAUUUUGAACCAUGGGUUUCAUCUUUCUCUAUAAUAUAAAGUCUGUGGAGGCACCGACAAACCAACAUGAAUACACUAUUUAGUGUGUGGCUGAUGCUUUCAUAAGAGCCUGCUAAAUUUACUAAUACAUUUCUUGAUAUUCAUUAUUUGCAUGCUUUUAAUUUAGUGAACUGUAUUGUUUUAUUAUUCACUGAAUUGGACUGGUUGGAAAUGAAGAGGUGAUAUCCAGUCCGGACAUAUAACAGAAAAUAAUAAUGACUAACUCUUAAAUCUAACAGAGCAUUUAUUCAUGCCUGAUGCUUCGCCUAAAAUCACUUUCAAAGGGAAAGUUACGUUGGAAGUUGAGAUGCAUGCAGUACAUCUAAAGCUUGGAGCACUGAUCUAGACGAAGGUAGAAUACAUCAUAUAGGGUUCCUUCUCUGUAAUAUGAUAAAUACCUCAUUUCAUCUCCCUUUAUCAUUGCUAAGUUACAUCUUCUGUAUCUCUUGUCAAAGCCAUAUUCCUCCUUAAAAUGAUCAUCUAAAUAAAGAUACAUGAAGACAUAUGAACUCAGUAUCUGAUAAUCGGCAGAAAAAAAGGGGGUUUUACUUCAAGAUUUCAACAUUUCAUAGCAUAGGGUGUGCAGGAAUGAGGAAUAAAAAUGUUGCUUAAAUUGUGAAUUUACUUUCUCUCAUAUCCACAUGCUUUCCCACUGCAAAGCGAGUCUAUGCAAUGGAAGAGACUGAGUUUACUGUGGAAAAGUUUCAUAGCAUUGCAUUACGGGCAAGAAAGACCCAGUUAGGGGGGAAAUGAUUUUUCAUCUCCCUUCUUGCAUGCAAGAUGUUUUUGCAUAAAACAAACUGUGAUGCAACAUAUAUAUUUCCACUGAAACCCCCAGCUGAGAGCAACAAGGUCUAACAGUUCACUCUGUUCAUUCAAGGACUAAUAAAAGUGCACUGAGCAUCUUGCAGAA